Messenger RNA from Pollicipes pollicipes, 2763 nucleotides. Its product is annotated as serine/threonine-protein kinase Nek4. Gene Ontology annotation, biological process: protein phosphorylation. Bases 1 to 2424 code for a protein of 807 amino acids. Gene Ontology annotation, molecular function: ATP binding; protein kinase activity. NCBI's taxonomy places the organism in Eukaryota, Metazoa, Arthropoda, Thecostraca, Pollicipedomorpha, Pollicipedidae. The transcript is spliced from 13 exons. The record is from RefSeq and is a predicted model, not a curated record.
AUGAGCAGCGCGGUCCGCUACGAGCGCCAGGAGCAGAUCGGCUCCGGCACGUUCGGGCACGCCUGGCUGGUGCGCUCGCGCGCCAGCGGCCGCCAGUACGUUGUCAAGGAGAUCAAGGUGACGGCGCUGCCCGAGCAUGAGCGUGAGCAGAGCGUCAAUGAGGUCGCCAUCCUGUCGCAGUGCAAGCACGUCAACAUCAUCCGUUACAAGGAGGCGUUCAUCGAGCACAGCUCCGGCUCGCUCAACAUCGUGAUGGAGUACGCCGACGGAGGUGAUCUGUACGCGCGCAUCGUUGGCCAGCGGGCUACCGACGACCACUUUCCUGAGGAUCUGAUUCUCAACUGGUUCAUCCAGAUCACCUUCGCCGUCCAGUACCUGCACAGCAAGAACAUUCUACACAGAGAUCUUAAAACUCAGAAUAUCUUUUUAACGAGCGAGAACCUGGUGAAGGUGGGCGACUUCGGUAUCGCACGCACGUUGCGGAGCACCCAGGAGCUGGCUACCACUGCCAUCGGCACACCGUACUACCUGUCCCCGGAGAUAUGCCAGAGGCAGCCGUACAAUCACAAGUCGGACCAGUGGGCGGUGGGAUGCAUCGUCUAUGAGAUGUGUUGCCUCACGCAUCCCUUCAACGCGAACAGCUUCGAGAAUCUCGUGCUGAAGAUCCUACAGGCUCGCUACAACCCGAUCCCUAGUCACUACAGCCUGCUGCUGCGUGACCUGGUGACGGUGCUGCUGCGAACCCAGCCGGACCGGCGCCCCUCCGCCGAGCAGGUGCUCAUGAUCCCCGCCCUCAAGCCCUUCGUCGACUCCUACGUCCAGUGGCAAAACGCGGUGCUGUCUCCACGUGGAGGUCAUCGCACUGCCGGCUCCGGUAACGCAUCCAGCAACGGCUCCAGCAACGGCAGCAACGGCUCCGACGGCACGGACCGAGACAGCCUGUCGUCGAGCCACGAGGACGUGUGCGCCGCCUCAAUGACGGUCGACUCGCUCGAGACACCGGCUCCGGCCGAGGCGGACACGCGGCGGCCCGCUGACCCGCGGCCCUGGCGCUCCCAUUACGCCAACCAACUGGCCGAGAACGAGGCCGGGCGCGACGAGCCGCGGCGCACCAGCGGCGAGCCCGGCGCACGUGACGUGCCUGGCCCCGCCGCCGUGUCCCCGGUCAUGGCCCGCCGUCGCUCCGAGGACGCGGGAUCCCCUCAGGGCACAGCGUCUGAGGACGGGACGCGGCCGCGGAGCUACUCGCUCUCCAGUCUGAGUUCGAAGAGUCCGCACGGCGAAGACGCGGAGUCCCAGAGUCCGCAGACGUCUACCAACACUAAGCUCAAGAGUCGCGGCGCUUCCGGUCGCGGCCCGAGUGCUCUCAUCCGCCAGGUGCUCAAGAACAAGUUCGCGCGCCAGGAGACGCGGCCGCGCAGCGCCACGCCCGGUACCUGGGACGAGCCCUCGCCGAGGAGGUCUAAAGGGGCUGCCGUAGCCCGCCCGGUGGAGCGACCAGUGGCGUCUCGCAGCGACGGCUCCACUAGCAGCGUAGGCACCCGCCAGCAGCAGCAAGUCUUGAAGAACGAUAUCAUCCCCAGCAUCAGCAGCAACAGCUCUGUCGGCAACUCGAGAAGUCAGCAGCAGCAGGCGGUCUCCAGAAGCGACAGCAUCACAGUCGCCAGUAGCAGGGACAGGGGUGUGGGAGCCCAUCAUCAGGUGGUUCCACGCGGCGAUAGUUCGGCCAGCAACAUCAGCAGCGCCAGCAGCGUCAGCAGCGCCAGCAGCGCCAGCAGCGUUAGCAGUGUCGACAGCGACAUCGGCAGAAGCCAACGGCCACACUGGACCCACUCAGACGACCAGCAGCGGCGGACGGACCAGCAGCCGCCGGAGGUCAGCCGGAGACGGGAGGCUGGCAGUCCGCGGCCGGUACCGGCCGAACGUCCUCAAGAGCCAGGCGGCGGUCCGGAGCGUCAGCCGCCCGGCUCGGCGGCCGAGGAGAAGGAAUGCGACAGUCAGGAGGCCACGCUGGUGAACUUGUCGCCGCGCCUGCCGGACAUCAACCAGAACAGCAUUCAGCUGACAGGCUGCACCGCGCUGCACGCGCGCAAGGUGGGGUGCCAGAGCGCGGCGUGCUGUUCGCUGAUCUGCGCUCAGUGUCGCUACGCCAAGGACGAGCAGCUGGCCCGCGUGAUGUGGGUUGCAAGGAUCCGGCCCGGUCGACCGGCGGACGAGUCUACUCUGCUGGGGCACCUGGGUCAGAUCCUGGGCGCCGAGCGGCUGCGCGUGACACUGGGCCUGCUGCUGGCCCGCUGGGACGCCGAGGAUGCUGGCUGGGCCGAGGAGCUGCCGCUGGCGCUGGGCAGGGAGCACGUGCACCUGCUGCCGCUGCUGGUGCAGGCCGUCCAGCUGCAGACCAAUGUCAAGCAGGCCGCCAGCUAGGCAGAGCCCUGGGGUGUUGUCGCCAUGUCGAUGAGACAUUGUUUGGACGCGGGGCCGCGCUGCCAGUGCUAUUCGGAUACGCCUAGACUGCUUUUGGACAGCUUGAUACGUGGGUUCACUGGUGCUGAGUCAAUAAAACGUUUUAAUGAUAUUUAUACAGACAUCGGGAGAGCCAAGGGCAGCUUCCGUUAUGUAACAUUCGAGUAAUUUAUCAAUACGGAUGCCACUACCUAGUUUUGCAUUUUACUGAUUUUAUGUUCAUAUGGGUGCAACGAUGUUGACGUUGAUUCAGCUGGGACGUUCUAAAAAAAAAAACAUUGGCUGCUUUCAUUGUGUGAA